Molecule: messenger RNA, 3592 nt
Organism: Chinchilla lanigera (long-tailed chinchilla)
Lineage: Eukaryota; Metazoa; Chordata; Mammalia; Rodentia; Chinchillidae
Gene: Msrb3
Product: methionine sulfoxide reductase B3
Exons: 7
Coding region: 131-688 (185 amino acids)
Biological process (GO): protein repair; response to oxidative stress
Cellular component (GO): cytoplasm
Molecular function (GO): peptide-methionine (R)-S-oxide reductase activity
Source: RefSeq, a predicted model, not a curated record
CGGCCUGCGUGCUGUACCGAGCGCCUUGCCUGGUGCGUCUCACUCCACUCUGCUCUUCCGCACAAAAACCUCCCAGAAACUCUUGCUCCUGUUCUUGGCCUCUCGUUCCGUUGGUGAAGAUAUCACAGUGAUGUCUGCAUUCAACCUGCUGCACUUGGUGACGAAGAGCCAGCCAGUCGCCCUGCGAGCCUGCGGGCUCCCCUCAGGGUCAUGUAGGGAUAAAAAGAACUGUAAGGUGGUCUUCUCCCAGCAGGAGCUGAGGAAGCGGCUCACACCCCUGCAGUACCAUGUCACUCAGGAGAAAGGAACUGAAAGUGCCUUUGAAGGAGAAUACACACAUCACAAAGAUCCUGGAAUAUAUAAGUGUGUUGUUUGUGGAACUCCAUUGUUCAAAUCAGAAACCAAAUUUGACUCCGGUUCAGGCUGGCCCUCGUUCCACGAUGUGAUCAGUUCUGAGGCAAUCACAUUUACAGAUGACUUUUCCUAUGGGAUGCACAGGGUGGAAACGAGCUGCUCUCAGUGCGGAGCUCACCUUGGGCACAUUUUUGACGACGGACCUCGCCCGACCGGCAAAAGAUACUGCAUAAAUUCGGCCUCCUUGUCUUUCAUACCCGCAGACGACGGCAGCGGCGCGAAAGGAGCCGGUGAGGCCAGCGGCCCGGCCCAGGCGGACAAAGCCGCGCUGUAGCGUAACGGAGCGCAGUGGAAACGAAGUGGACUUAAUGCACAGCUUACCAGAAAAUACCAAAAUUGUUUAUCUUCAUAGAUCUAUUUUUUUCAAAAACUGUAAGGGAAGUGUUGAGCUAGGAUAUUUUUUCUGCUUUUGCUUAAACAGAGGCUCUCUCUGCCCAUCCAUGUAUUUUGCUAUUGACUAGAUUCAAAACGGUGUACAGCUUUUGCAAGGGGAGUUAGCUUUGUGAAAGUUCUUCACAAGCCCCUUCGGCACUCCUUGGUGUUAUUUUCCUUGAGCACCCACCUGCUUUUGAGUUUUGCUGUUGUUUUCCCCUUCAUUAAGAAGCAGAGGGUGCCUGUUCUUCGGAGGUUAAGGGUGAGAUCUCCUGCUCAGGGUAGGGGCCAGCGCUGGGCAGUGCAGGACCUUGACACAUGGCCUAUGGCACUGCACAUAUCUACCUAAGAGGAAGACUGAUGUCUUACGAGACUUCUCAGCUCUGUGGAAAGUUUGAGCUAAGGUUGUUUUCUUCUCCUGAAAGAGUGCGAAUGUCUAAAAUCUUUCCUUAUGUUAGAUUGUUGCCAGAUCUGAGGGGUGCGCUGAGAAUCACGGCAGAGAAACAUUACCUCACGGUCGGGUCCACAUUUUGUUUUAUUUUCCAUUGAGAACGUUGGAAUGUAAGACAACUGUAAGAUUUGAGCCUCAUUUUGUCUAAAGUUCAGGAGGAAGAACACCUGCCCGUGGCCUUUCUGUAAGACCUUCUCUUGACACCUAAUGCCAGCCGCAACUAGAAGGGCAUUUGAGUCAGUUCCUCUGCAUCAAGUAAAAUGCUGGGGACAGUACACCUCAUCAAGUCACCAAAGGUGAGAGGGGAAGGUAGAGAAGACCAAGGAUGAAGUCCUGAGUACUGAAACUUCCAGUGCCGGGCGGCAAAGCUGACAGGGCCCGGCAAGUCCCAGAACCCAGAGCGGAGAUCUCAUGACGGAGCUUCAGUUGACCUCUGGGAAGAUGUUGGGGAUUCACACGGAAAUAACCAGGGCCAGCUUCCACACUGGACACCCAUCUGCUGUGUGACCAGGGAUAAGCCAUGUAGCCUCUCUGUGCCUAUUUCUUCAUGUAUAAACUGGGACUUACGAUAUUUGCAAAAUGUAUCGUCACUCUCAGGGCAAACUUACUCUACUGCUAUACAACUAAGAUCAGUGUUGUAAGCUUAAACUGAUCUGCUUCUAAUUGCUACAAAGGCCAAAGCCCAGGCAUCUGAAGUAGAAAACACAGAGGCUGUAUUAGCUGAUUGAUAUGGAGACGGUUGGGCCAAGAGCCAGCACUUUUUCUGUGUAGCAGUAUGGCUGGUUUUACUUGGAGAAGCUCUGUUCGGUUGCUGUAGAACUUCCAGCCUGGUAGAAGAGGUGUCGGUGUGAGCAGUAGGGUUUUCACAGGUAUGAACGGUGGUGAUACAAGCUGAUGUUGCUGUAGCCAGCUGUGAAGGCGUGGCUUGUGGCUGAUACAGUUGUAUUUAUAACUUUGAAUGCUAAUCUUAAAAUCCACAUUUUUAAAAAUAUUACUUUUCUAAAUCUUUGAUAGUUUGUGAAGACUCUUUCCUUGUAAGCACCAAGACAAGAACAAGAAAGAAGGACACUGGGCAGUGAGAAAGGCAUUGUGGGAAAUGAGAGUGAGAGGUGACAAAUCAAAGAGUGGGAGUGGUCUGCGUGAUUCAUCCCUCUUCAGACACCUCGGGGACAGCGUGACACCUAAAAGCUCUUCACUGCUCGCUGGCUGUGGCUUUAAAACCCUGGAGGAGUCACAGUCUUAUUUAGAAGCUCCCUCAGCUCCAUCGUAGAUGUUUUACCCCAGAUCCCAGGGUCACUUUGGGAUUUGCAGGCCUCAUUACCCUCUAGAAAUAAGGUGUAAAAUUUACAACCAGACUGGCCAUCAGCAUCCAGACUGUCCUAAAAGUCUGUCCCAACUUCACACGCUGCAUCCAGCACGUCUUAACCACUCCAGCUCCUGAGACACUGGGUAUAAGCCACCGUCUUGAGGCAGAUAAGGGGGAUGCGCAAAGGCUGGCUUCUCACAUCCCAGAGAUUCUGUAUUGUGAUUGUUCCUUCAUUUUUGUAGGAGGAUUUAGCAUUUCUCUCAAAAAAAUGUAAAACUCACCCUCCCUUGCUAAGUUUUAGCCAGUUUUUCAAGGAAAGCCAAUUUUUCCAGCACCAACUUUAAGAAAGAUGCAGCAUCCUUUGAAUGAAAAAGAAGUGGGGUGUAUGCAUGUGGUUUGAUUCUAGAUUGCAUUUGGGUUUAAGUGGUAUCAAAUUUCAGUACAUUUCUGUCUUAUGUUCAAGAAAUAUAUUACUAAAACGUCAACGAGCAAUAAUGUCAGCUGUCAAGCACUAGAUUUAUUUUUGCAGGAUAUGGAGUGCAAUGAACUGAGUCAAUAUGGUGAGGUGUAUGUGAUCUGUGGGAGUUAUGCCAUUUAACAAGGCCAUGCAUAGGACUUUCCCUCCGCAUUCCAGCAUUACUGUACCAUUGGAAGACACGGAAUUUUACUGUUAUACAAAAAUGCAUCCAUAUAGCCAUACAGAUGGACCUGGAGAAUGCAGGAGUGUCUGUCAUAAUAAAGAGCAUUUCUAUCUAUUUAUACUUUUCACUUCUUAGAUACAUUUAAAUUCUUAAUGCAAACAGUGUAGCAAUUUGAAGACUUCUCCAUGCUAACUGUGUUUCAAAUGGCUUGCUUUAACUAUGAAAAAUGAUGAAAGUGAUUAUCACUUUAUUUGAAGGUCAAAUGUUACUCUUGACUUCAAUAGCUUUGUAAUAAUUUUUCUCCGGAGUUGAAACCUUUUGAAAAAUGACAUGAAACUUUCAUUAAGAGCUCUUUUCUUAUGUUUGUUGAAUAUAGAAAUUAUGUAAUAAAAUUUCUUUAUAAAUUUU